Messenger RNA from Plasmodium cynomolgi strain B, 711 nucleotides. RefSeq lists its product as hypothetical. The record is from RefSeq and is a predicted model, not a curated record. The transcript is spliced from 2 exons. Bases 1 to 711 code for a protein of 236 amino acids. Lineage: Eukaryota; Apicomplexa; Aconoidasida; Haemosporida; Plasmodiidae.
AUGUGCAGCAAUACAUAUUUCUACAACACCUUCGCAAGAAAAUCAUCUUUAAAUGGCAACUUAACGAAACAGAAAUUCGAACGGUUACCCCGCAAUGGAAACAGAACUACUGCGUUUUCUAAGCUUUUAGUGGCAUGCGUCUUGGUCCUUUUAUGUCUAUUGCCCGUGUUCACCCAACGAGAAGGCGUUAUUUCCCAAACAAAACUGAGCAACAAUGCGAGAAGCUUGGCAAUGAAGAAAAUGGAAAACCGUCCCUGGUCUGGCCUUUCAACAAGCAGCUUAGACGAUCCUGAAUUUCAAAUGAUCAUAGAAAGAUGGGCCGAUUUUGAGGACAGGAUGCAAAGGAAAUGGGAAUACAUAGAAUACCUAGAACAUGAUGCAUGGCAUCAACUCUUGUUCGGCACCUGGUUAAUAGCAUCUCUAAUGAUGAACAAAUCAUCCAACACGACACGCAUAUUUGAAGAUUGGUUAAAUAUGUGCCAUGUAAUGGGAAUGAAACGUGUAAAUAAAAAUAAAGACGAUAACGAUAUUUUAAAUGAUGUCAUCAAAAAACUGAAACAUAAAGCUUUCAACAAAUUAAUUAAGGACUGGGAUGUCGAGGUAGAAGAUUACUGGAAAGAUAUCGUAAGAAUGAAGUUAGAAAAAAAUAUGGAAUGGUGUAAUAUUCUAAGAACAAAAUGUAACGCCUGGAUAAACUACCAUUUCAGCUGA